CACGCGAAUGUUCAGUUGUGUAAACGAGAGUGAGUAUGUUGUAGCAGUCAUAAAUUGACGCUGAUAACGAACACGAUUGUUUAUUGUAGUCGACAGCGAACUCCUUUUUCGAUUAAUUUAGUGCUUUAAUUCCUUUAAUUCGCGUCGUAACGAACGUUUAUAAAGUGACGUAGACUUCCUAGUAGCCAUUUUGAAAAAAAACUGUAACAAUGUCUAAGCAAGGAAAUUUUACAGAUUCGACUGCAACAGCCAACGAAAAAAAGGCUGUUUAUUACGAAUCGUCGACGGUGGAUAGUGGUUUUUUGUCAGGCGAAAUAUCCGAAGAAAUUAGUGAUAUCGGAUUUAACGAAAAACAAAAACCAAUAAACACUCAAGAUUCCAUUACAGAAGAAGAAGAAGAAAAGAAAGUUAGACCCAUGCUUUUAGACAGUGGCGUGUAUCUUUCUGACAGUUUUUCCAGAAUAAGUAUAAAAGAAACUGAUUCUGGAACAAACGACCUAAAUAAUCCCAAAAGAUCUCAAACACCUGUUGAUUCUUCUACGAAGAGUAAGCAAAAUCGACCCGCCGAGGAUGUAUCAUGGAAAAUUUAUUACGAACAAGACGAGGAAGGAGAUACACACCUUCACAUAGCGAUCGUCCAAGGUUUCUUGGAAGUAGCAUUAGCUUUAAUCCGCGCAGUGCCUCAUCCGAAACUCUUGGAUACGCCGAAUGAUCACAACCAAACGCCUCUUCAUCUUGCCGUCGAAACUGGACAAUACAAAAUAGCCCGAUGGCUUAUCGUAGCCGGAGCAAAACCUUGUCCUAGGGGUCCCCAAGGAGAAUCACCUUUACAUAUAGCAGCACGAAAAAACGAUCACCGAAGUGUGAGAGCAAUAGCGGAACCAGUUCAAGUUCAAGAAAGGGAACAAUUGGCUCUCAGUUACCAAGCUCAUAUGUGUCAGCCUUGUGACUUUGAUCAAUGGAACUUUUUAGGUCAAACAUGUGUUCAUGUAGCAUCUAUGCACGGACACGUAGAAGUUCUGAGACAUCUGAUAUGGUAUGGAGCCAACGUCAACGCAAGGGAGGGUUGUAUGGGGUUAACAGCACUUCAUUACGGCGUCCGAACUGGUAACGAGGAACUCGUCAAGUUUUUAUUGGAUUGUAAAAAUAUCGACGUCGAAUGUAUCAGUUAUAACGGAAAAGAUGCUUUAGAAUAUAAUCAUCAUUUUGUAUCAUCGAAAAUUCGACAAACGUUAUUGGACAAGGGAUUCUCAUCCCCCUAUUCCAGUGAAGAUGAAUUCGAUUCGGAUGGCGAAGAAGACGAGAUGAUUUACGAGAACACUCAUAUCUUCAGUGCCCAUAUGGUGAACGCUAGUGCUUAACAACUCCAAUAUCUAAUCUAUUAAAAAAUGAGGCAGAAGAGAAAUUUGAAAGGUAGCACAAAAUAACAGGCAGGUACAAGAAAAGAAGAGAGGUAGAAUUGCCAAAUAUUCGAAAAAAAUGUCACGAAAUUUGUACCAGUCCUUACAAUCUUCAUGACAUUGUUCAAUCACACACUUCCAUUAUAUUUAAGUAGUUUUUUCAGUGAUUUUACAGGUAUUGAAUCGUGGACGAGAUAUUUUCCCUUAUCCAAAUUUGAUAUUUCGUAUGAUCACAUUCAAUUUUAAUCAAUUCUCAUAAGAAUUAAGCUCAAAUUAAAUUUGUGUGAUUCACUCACUUUCAAACUACAUAAAAUUUAGUGCUAUUGACUAAAAAAACCAUAUGAACUAUCAAAGUUAACACUAUUUUUUACAGAUUUUAUCUCAAAUAUAAGAAAAAUGUUUAGCAAUUCAAAUUAUCCUAUUUAACACACCAUCUAUAUAUACUUAACGUUAUAUAAAUCCAUGGCUAUGAAAUUUAUUAAUAAUUGAAAUUAUUUAAAGAAUAUCUUUGAUUAACUUUUAUUAUCAGAAAAAUUAAUGGAAAAAUAAUUUUUUCUAGUUAUAAAAGACUGUAAAAUCACUGAAAAUAUUACGUAAUAAUUGAAACUGUUAUUAAAAAGGCAGAUUAAAUUAUUUGAAAGAUUUCGCUACUUAGGAUGGAAACAAACAUCCAGAUUGUACAUAAUUCUUUAUUUAAUUAUUUAAAGGUGUUUUCAUCUUUUGUAGAAGAGAUAUAUGAAGUAAGUUUCGUGAAUUUUUACACGAGUAUAAUUUUAGUAUAGAAAAGAACUGUAAGAAGUAUUAAAUCAGUCUCCGAAAGUGUUAUUAAGACUAAUGAUGAACAGAGUACAGUUUAUAUGUUCUUUUAAUUCGAUUAGUGUAUAUUGUUUUUUCGUCAGCUAGAUCGUCGUUUUUUUUGUUAUAUUUAUUUUCCUAAGUCGCUAUUUAAUUUACAGACAUUUGUAAAUAAUUACACAUAUAUUUUUAGUUAAUUGUAUCCCAAAAAUAUAUAAUUUAUUUUAAAUAUACAUUGUUUUAUUCCAAUAAGCC
This is a messenger RNA of Diorhabda sublineata, 2450 nucleotides long. RefSeq names its product NF-kappa-B inhibitor cactus (gene cact). Lineage: Eukaryota; Metazoa; Arthropoda; Insecta; Coleoptera; Chrysomelidae. The record is from RefSeq and is a predicted model, not a curated record. Bases 210 to 1361 code for a protein of 383 amino acids. The transcript is spliced from 4 exons. Gene Ontology annotation, molecular function: protein binding.